AUGAAACCAAAGCUCUCGGAGAAAAUGCAUUUGUGUCUGCCAACGACUUUUUGCCCAAAAUGCGAACAGUUGAUGUGCGGGAUAUGCCUUGAGGAAGGCGUUAAAAAAUUUGGCGUGUGUUAUAAGUGUAAACAAACGGUCACUCUUGAGGAGAUUCAAAAUAGAAAAAAUGAAGAAGAAGUCCGACGCUCGAUGUCGGAACAAUCACCACCAACCCAAGCGAAAAUCAGACUUAGCCCUCGAAUGUAUCACUCACAAACAAUCCAAGUGUUUCUUUCACAACAAAGUUCGUCACUGCCAUCCUCUGCUUCCGUAUCAAGAAACUCCAUUGCGUCAAGUGAAAUAUCAUUUGACUACCAAACUCAAAACGGGUUCAACCCACAUAAAAGUAUAAGUUCUUCAAGAGGAGAUCCGGCUGGUAGUAACACAACAAACUCUCCGCGGUCUGUUGCGGAGAAAACGUAUAUAUCAGACGAGCGAUUUAAUCUUUUUAAACCUCCGAUGUUGAACGACAAAGUGACGUUCACCAAAGAGGCUGGAAAUGACGUGAAAAUUAUACAGUACGCGACACUGGAAAAGUGUUUAUUUAUGAUAGUCUCGUCGCAAUGUGAAGACUCUUACUUUCUUCAGUGUUUUGUAUACUCUUACAAACUCAUAACAACGACAUCAAACCUCCUCGACUUACUUUUGAUACUUCUAAAUCCACAAAAAGAAAAGGAAGUGAGCUGGAAGGACUUCUGUAAUAACAUUUUAUUCCCAUACAGAGCAAAGAUAUUGGCAAUUUUAAAACUCUUAAUCCACACAUUCCCGGAGGACUUCCAAAGAGAUGAAUUGUCGGAGAAGAUCGAAAUCAUAUGCGAUGUAUUAAGAUUCUGCAAUAAAUCCAAUUCGGAUAUGCUGAUGUCAUGCUUGGAUAAAGCACGAACAAAGAAGUUGUUGGUCAUUCCAACACUCAAGACAGUGUCUUUGAUUAACUACGACAAAGUGACUGGUAUACUGAGGUAUUCUCCCAUUGAUUUUGCUGAGCAAGUCACUGUUAUGCAAAUGGAGAAUUUUGUGAAGAUCCCUCCAUCGGAGUUUUUGAACCAAGGAUGGACUAAAAAGAAUAAGGAAGAACUCACCCCGAACAUCGUCAAGAUGAUCAAAUUUUCGAAUAAAAUCAUUAACAUUGUCCAAACACAAAUAGUCAUGCAGACGUCUUAUCCUCUUCGAACGCUCGCUAUUUUCUAUUUCAUUACUGUCGCUGAUAUAAUGAGGAAAUUGCAGAACUUUGACGGAAUGAAAACAGUGAUGAGUGCUUUACAAGCAACGGCUGUGUUUCGACUGAAAACAUCGUGGGAUAUGCUUCCUUCGAAGACAAAGAAUAUCUUUGAUGAGCUUUCAAAGUUGUGUUCGGAAGAUAAUAACUUCAAUGAACUUAGAAUGGCGAUGAAAGUCGCGACCCCUCCAACAAUACCAUUCAUUGGAAGUACUUUAACCGAUUUAAUAUAUACUGCCGACGGAAAUAAAACGAACAACGGCGAGGAGAGUGUGAUUAACUUCUAUAAGCUCAGAGGCAUUGGUAAUUUGAUCAAAGAAAUUAUGCUGAAGCAAAAGACCCCAUAUGUGAUAGCGGAGGAUAGACGCGCACAAGAAGGAAUGAUGUCGGUUGCAGUUGUAGAAGACGAAGAAACGUUGUUUGAAAUUUCGACCAACAAUGAACCCAAACUGUUUGAUAAAGUCGAAGAUGCGUCGAAAAAGCCAAAUAAAGGAGAAGGAAAGCACGCUAAGGAUUUGAUAAAGAGUUAUGUCAAACAUGCGAAGUGA
Molecule: messenger RNA, 1806 nt
Organism: Entamoeba invadens IP1
Lineage: Eukaryota; Evosea; Mastigamoebida; Endamoebidae
Product: guanine nucleotide exchange factor, putative
Exons: 2
Coding region: 1-1806 (601 amino acids)
Biological process (GO): Ras protein signal transduction; positive regulation of GTPase activity
Cellular component (GO): plasma membrane
Molecular function (GO): guanyl-nucleotide exchange factor activity
Source: RefSeq, a predicted model, not a curated record